CCUUUUCCUUCCCGUGGCUGAAUGGGCCUCUAAGAGCAUUCCCAUCAGCAUCUCCAUACCGACACUUUUCCUAUAAUUUAAGGAAAAUUAUAGGAUUUUUUCCAAUUUGGCUCCUCCAUCCCAUUCCCUAAAAUGGGAUUUGGGUUUCCGGUUUGUACAGUAAAUUCCCAUAUUUAUGCAUUUACUGUACAUCUCCAAAUUUAAUUUUUUCUCUCUUGUCCCGCGGUUUUUGCUCUGGACAGUUGGGUGUUGUUGCGAUUUCACCUCCUCCCUCGCCAUCCGAGCAGUCUUCGAGCAAUUGUAAGUGAUUUUCUUCCCUUUCGGUUUCCUCCAUGGCCGGAUUCUCACAUUUGAUCUUGCAUACCUUGAGUUUCGGCAUCUGAAAAUUGUUGGGCUUUGUUUCAAUCGGGAUCCUCCAUGGUUGGCCACCGAGGGACUGCAUUAUCAUUUCUGAGAAAUUCACUCGGUUCCCUCCAUGGUUGCAUGUAUUUGGAGAUUGAUUAUUGCGAAAAAUAUAGAUUAAAUUGCCAUGUAUUACAGUCUGAAAACCCUAGCUAUUCUUGAUGUCCCCGAUUGAGUUUGGAUUUGGGUUACUCUGAAAUUGUUGCUUCGAUUUGGGUUGCUCUGAUUUCCUUGUUUCGGUUAUGGUUGCUCUGAAUUUGUAAGUUAUGAUUACCAUUGCUAUGAGAUUACAUAUGGGGAUGGGGAUCUGUUGAAGGACCGAACAUUUUGUUGGACUUUGGGGCUGAAAUUUUUUCUGCAAUAGCUAGGAAUUUUCUGCUCAAAAACACUGCAAUACAUAUGAAUUUUUUGGCAAAAAAUGUUUCUGUAGUUGUAUAUUUCAGCUCUGGGUUUGGCAAGUUGAUAAAUCUUCAACUUGUAUUGGCAUUGUACCGAGUGAAUGUGGUGGAACUGCACUGAGAUUUUCUGUGAUGAAUAAUAUGACUUGAUGCCGUGCAAUAUUAGCUCCUUUUUUAGUAUUUGAUAUCUCAUUUAGGUGUACCAAGUAGGGUGAGAUUGUUAAUUUAGUAUCUAUCUAUUGGGGGCUGGAUAUCUAAACCUUAUUCUUGCACAUAUGUACUUACACAUUGCCAUCUCUUUUCUUUCAUGACUACUCAGUCCAUAUGUUUUGGUUGAUUGUACUAUUCUAUAUAUACUUGUAAUGGGUUGGUCUGUGCAGACCCAUUGUAGUUGUGACAAUAUGGAUCUUUAUCAUUUUGAACUUAGUUGUAAUGGAUUGUUGAAAUGAAACUUGAUUGUUGAUUGUUGGUGUUAAAGUUGUUGGAGCUGAAUGCCAUUUUAAUGGGUUGGUCUGUGCAGACCCAUUGUAGUUGUGACAAUAUGGAGCUUUAUCAUUUUGAACUUAGUUGUAAUGGAUGGUUGAAAUGAGACUUGGUUGUUGAUUGUUGGUUUUAAAGCUGUUGGUUUUGAAUGCCAUUUUUAUGGGUUGGUCUGUGCAGACCCAUUGUAGGAUAUUUUGCCAUUUUAAUGUUAAACUCUCUCUUGUCCGAAUUGUCACAUUUCUCCUUCAAAAUAGAUUGCAACUUUAAUUGUACUAAAUAUGAUAGAAUAUUUAUUGUGCUAAACUAUUAGAAUCUGAGUUACUUGUCCCCCCUUUCAUGCAAUCUUCGUUUCCUCUAUUAUGUCAUAACUUGGACUAUUUAAUUGGAUGCAUGGUUUACUCUUGUGAUUAGUUUAAGCAUGUGAUAUAAUGGAGGAGCAUGCAGUGAUAUUCAUGGAUUAAUAUCAACAUUCUAUAUUCGGAUUCAACAUUCUCUUUGUGGAAAUGAAAACUAUAUUUUAUUGUGGGGUCCACUAGCAUCUAGCAAAAAGCUACAUUUUAUUGCCAAUCUAAUGAAUAUGUAGGAAAUUUUUUGUCGUGGGGUCCUUGCUUAAUAUCAAAUAUACCUAAGAGCUAACUGUUAUAUCAUAUUAUACAUUAUUAAAAUUGUUAUUUUUUCACAAUUGUACAUGCAAGUGUUAAUUAGGCUGUGAUUAACAUCGUAUUGGGUCCAUUGCAGUGUCUCGGAUCUGUGGGGAAUGGGGAGUAUUAUUAGGCAAUGAUGAUGGUGUUUAGUUGUUGUUGUUUCACAAGUGUUAAUGGGGUCCCAUCAAUAUGGCGGGGUAAUCCCCACCCAGAUGGACAUAUUGCAGUUUGUGGUACUUUCCACAAAAGGCAAUCGGGGUUUGGGUGGGGUUUUGCAGCCAUUUGAUGUUUGGCAACUUUGUUACGUAUGCUGUCAAUAUUUACACCAUACUGAGCCACAUUUAUAAAUAUAUAUCCACAUAUUAUUUAGACCGGAUGGGGAUGCUCUUAUUUCUUGAAUUCUUAUGAUUUGCAUAUUGUUUGGUUGUUGUUUUCUUGUUAUGUUGUAAUACAAUUGGCUUGUGGAAACUACUCGAACUCGGCUGUGAUGAUGUUUUGGUAUUGGCACGCAUUCCGAAAAUUUGUUUCAUUCCCUCAAUGGCUAGGUAAUCCGGACGUCCAUCAAGUAGUGGCAACCGGAUGUUGCAGCCAUGAGUGGGUGGCCAAAUUUCCAUUAUGUCACCAAUCGGUUUCUGAGCCAAUGACCCCGACCCCGACCCCAAACUUGUUGGUUCUAACAUUUAAACAUUUUUAUAGAGAUGGAUUCACAAGACCGUGGACAUAUGUACUUCACCAACCUCCUUAGUCAAGAUCCUCAACUCGACCCCACUUGCAGUGGGCAAAGUGGAUCCUCCCCUAUGACUCUUGGUGACUCUCCACCCCUACCCCUUAAUGAGCCUAUCGGCAUUAGGAAAUCAGUCAGGGGUGCAAACUUCACCCCUGAAGAAGACAAGUUACUUGUCUCUGCAUGGCUAAAUUGUAGCCUUGAUGCCGUCCAAGGAACGGAUCAAAAACACUCCCAACUUUGGAAAAAAAUCUUUGAUUACUUUCAGCAAUAUAAGGAAACCACAAAUGAGCGGACAAUAAAGUUUCUAAUACAUCGGUGGUCAGUUAUUCAAAAGGCCACAAAUAAAUUUUGUGCGAAACUAGCUCAAAUUGAAGGGUUGAAUCAAAGUGGCAUGACCGACCAAGACAAGUUUGACAAGGCGAAGAUUAUGUACCAAUCGUUAGAAAAAUGCACCUUUCAGUUCGAGCAUUGUUGGCACCUGUUAAAGGACCAACCUAAGUGGAUUUGGCACGCCACAAAGGAGGAUCCAAAGCGAAGGAAGACGAUGUCCCCAUCCCCGACCCCGACCCCGACUCGAUGUUCCGCGGCUACGGAGGAUUCAGCUUUUGAUCUCGAGACAGAUAAUGUGAUAGAGAAUGAGGUUAUCGAAUCGGACCGGCCAAUGGGAAGGAAAGCUGAAAAAGGAAAACGAAAGGCCCAAGGCAGGCAAGCAGAGGAAAAUUUCCAACUCAGAAAGAUGAAGUAUACUAUGUUAGAGGAGUCACGCGCUCAGGAGAAAGAGUUUUAUUGCCUGAAGGCCGAGAAGAUGGAGUAUGACAAGGAGAAAGAGGAAAAAAAAUUACGUCUUGAAGAUGAAAGAUUGAGGUUAGAGGCAGAGAAGAUUAAAAUUGAAGCUGCAAAAGAGCAAAGUAAAAUCCGUCAAGAGGACGAAAGGCUGAGGUUGGAGGCUGAGAAAGUGGAGCUUGCGAAGAAGGAAUCAGAUCAGCGCAUUAUGAUGAUGGAUGUGAGUGUCAUGCCAGAAAUGCAGCGGCUAUAUUUCGAGCAACUCCAGAGAGAAAUCAUCACGAGACGUAGUCAUGCCCAAGGACCAGAUUGAGAGGAAAUAUUUAUGUAUUUGAUAUUUAUUUAGUUUCGGGCACAUUUAUAUGUGUAAAAAGUAAAAUUGCAAUUUUUGUGUUUUUUUUUUUUAUUGUAAGCAAAUUGAUAUUUUUGUGCAAUUAAAUUGGAUAAGACAA
Carya illinoinensis is the source of this 3889-nucleotide messenger RNA. RefSeq names its product glutathione S-transferase T3-like. The record is from RefSeq and is a predicted model, not a curated record. Lineage: Eukaryota; Viridiplantae; Streptophyta; Magnoliopsida; Fagales; Juglandaceae. Bases 2626 to 3750 code for a protein of 374 amino acids. The transcript has 2 exons.